Dipodomys spectabilis (banner-tailed kangaroo rat) is the source of this 652-nucleotide messenger RNA. Its product is annotated as cytochrome c oxidase assembly protein COX20, mitochondrial. The transcript is spliced from 4 exons. Gene Ontology annotation, cellular component: mitochondrial inner membrane; mitochondrion. NCBI's taxonomy places the organism in Eukaryota, Metazoa, Chordata, Mammalia, Rodentia, Heteromyidae. The record is from RefSeq and is a predicted model, not a curated record. Bases 52 to 423 code for a protein of 123 amino acids. Gene Ontology annotation, biological process: mitochondrial respiratory chain complex IV assembly.
GCCGGGGCGCGGGCCGCCCCAGCCCAGCGCGGGAGGCGCCGACUCGUCCGCAUGGCCGCCGCGCCGGAGCCCGGCGAAGCCGGGAAGGGGAAGACCUUCAGGCUCCUAGGAAUUUUAGAUGUUGAGAAUACUCCCUGUGCUCGGGAUUCAAUACUGUAUGGAUCAUUAGGAUCUGUUGUGGCUGGGCUUGGACAUUUUUUGUUCACCAGCAGAAUUAGAAGAUCAUGUGAUGUUGGAGUAGGAGGAUUUAUCUUGGUCACUUUGGGAUGCUGGUUCCAUUGUAGGUAUAAUUAUGCAAAGCAAAGGAUCCAGGAGAGAAUUGCUCGAGAAGGAAUUAAGAACAAGAUUUUAUAUGAAAGCACCCCCCUGGAUCCUGAAAGGAAACAAGGCAACAGUAGCAACAGCACAGCUCAGCAACCCUGAGCACAAAGCAGGUUUCAAACAGUGUAUGUACAGCAAGGAGGUGCUUGAAACAGUGUAUGUACAGCAAGGAGGUGCUCGAGCAUGCGUCCGACGUAGCCUUUCACCUCCCACUGACAGUAUAAUAUGCCUGCACUAUGUAUAUUGGACCUGUCAUGCCAGAAGAGAAGUUACUGGCAGUAUGAGGAGUUACUGACUUCAAGAAAUAAAAAUCAGGAGAUUUAUCACCAUA